This is a messenger RNA of Sorghum bicolor (sorghum), 3500 nucleotides long. RefSeq names its product transcription factor GTE9. Gene Ontology annotation, molecular function: protein binding. Lineage: Eukaryota; Viridiplantae; Streptophyta; Magnoliopsida; Poales; Poaceae. The transcript is spliced from 10 exons. The record is from RefSeq and is a predicted model, not a curated record. Bases 566 to 2938 code for a protein of 790 amino acids.
AGCGGGCGGCACACCAGCGAGGAGAGAGAGAGAGAAGAGAGAGAGAGAGAGAGGGAGGCGGAGGAGAGAGAAACCCCUAGUCUCCAGGCUCCAGCCGCCUCGCCUUCCCUUCCCUCUCGCCGCCUCCGCCUCGCCGAGAGGGGCGAGGAAGGAAAGCCCUAAGGGGUUCGCGCCCGCGGACGGCGGCGCCGGCGCCUUCGCCUGCGGAGGGCUACGAGAUCUCGCGGCGGCGCCGCCGGCUGGUGUUUCGGGGUCCAGCGGCGGGCGGGCGGCGGGCGGUGCUUGUGGUGCUCGGUGAGUCCGCUCGAUCCCCCUCGCCGCGGGAGCGUCCACCCGAGCUGCCCCGCCCCUCGAAUCGAGGGUUCUGGUAGGGGGGGUCGGUCACCUCCUCCUGCUCCCCCCCCCGGCGCCCGCGGAAUAAGCUAGCCCACCCCCCUCUCUUGCCUCGGGGUGGGGGGGUUAGGGUUAGGUCUUUUUUUCCCCGGAAUUGCGGGCGGAAUUCCGCGGCCAAGGCGGCACAUUGCUACCGCGUCUCCGCCCCCCCCCCCCCCCCCGGCUGCCAGCAAUGAUGGGGAAGACGCACAGGUUCUCCAAGGGCCACCCGCUCGGCUUCGUGCCCGACUACCGGCACGGGGUGGUGGAGACAGUCGGGGAGUCCAAGGGGCUCGGGGCUAGCCCCGCGAGGAUCGACUCGGGGAGCUCCUGCGCCGCUCUUCCGCCCAAGAGGAAGUGCGUGGCCAGCGUGAAUUCCGAGGAGGGGGAAGGCGCCUCAGGGUUCAGCGUGCCCCGGGAGGUGUUCUCGCUGCCCAGGAUGACGGCUGUGGACAAGAAGGACCUGGAGAUGAGGCUCCGCCAUGAGCUCGCGCAGGUGAGGGACCUCCAGAGUAGGCUGUUUUCGAGAGGGCCUGCGGUGAGCAUGAAUGGUGCGGCAGUCAUGCCAGCGCCUCCCGCAGGCGAUGUGCACCCCAAGAAAAAGGUUGAGAAGCUCAAGCGGAGCGAGUCGAUGCAGACGGACCGGGGAGCGCCGCCACCGGUGGCUGUGGCUGUUGCCCCACCUGUUGCCAGCUCUUUUAACUACACAUCAUCGUUUAAACAAUGUGCCAACCUUCUCAAGUCCCUUAUGGGCCAUGGAUGGGCUGGCCCGUUUCUUGUGCCGGUUGACAUUGUGAAGUUGAACAUCCCUGACUAUUUUACAAUAGUCAAGCAGCCCAUGGAUUUGGGCACGAUCCAGAAAAAGAUGAAGGCAGGAAUGUACUCCACACCUCGGGAAUUCGCUGCGGAUGUGAGGCUCACUUUCAGCAACGCUAUGAAUUAUAACCCGGUCAAUAAUGAUGUUCAUCUAAUGGCCAAAACUUUGAGCAAGAACUUUGAGACUCGAUGGAGGCUUAUUGAGAAGAAGCUCCCUAAACCAGAUGAGAAGCCUCCACGAGACGAGAGGCCUCCUCAACCAGACGAGAGGCCUCCUCAGCCAGUUGAGAAGCCUCCUGUGAGGGAGCCCACAAAAAAGAAUUCAACUAAGAGAGUUGCCAUUGAGAAAGAAGACCCCAGCAAGAAAAAACCAUCAAAGAAAAAUGUACCUAAGCAAGACAUCUUUCGGGAAGAAGAUUCAGCGGACAAUCCAGUUUUGCAACCUAAGAAGAGGAAAACCUCUCCUUUGGUACAAGAUGCUCCUUUGGUAGAAGAUAUUGUUCCAACUAGAAAGAGAAUGAUGACGAAUGAGCAAAAAUAUGAUUUAAGUGCAAGAUUACAAUCAUAUGGUGCAUUCAUUCCAGAUCAUGUAGUUGAGUUCAUAAGGAGUCACGCUGACAAUUGCGAUGCCGACGAAGAGGAAUUAGAGCUCGAUAUGGAUGCUCUUGGAGAUGAUACACUUUUUGAAUUACAGAAGCUACUUGAUGACUAUGACAGGGUUAAUCCGUCAAGAAACCUUACAGAAGAGGAGCCUCAUGAGGUUGAGUCUCAGAGUCAAUAUGAACUCAUGAAUCCAUCAGUGUGUAACAAUGAACUUAUCAAUCCAUCAGUGUGUAACGAUGAAGGCAAUGAGCUCAUUGACGAGGAUGUUGAUAUUGGGGAGAACGACCCUCCAGUUUCGACUCUUCCUCCUGUGGUACUUGAAGAUGAAACAGCAGACAGAAGCAGCAAGCAUAGUACAUCUAGCAGUUCUAGUAGUGGCUCAGAAUCAUCCUCUAGUGACUCAGAUUCAAGUAGCUCUUCUGGAAGUGAUACAGAUGCCAAAGCUCCUCAACAAAACAGCGGGCCAAAGGAAAAAAUUCUACCUGUGGAUGGCUUGGAUAAAGAAAAGGAUUCACUGAACACAUUAAAUUUACCAGAGCAAAGUACAAACCCUAUAUCUGUUUCUGCUGAUGGUGAGGGGGGAAAUGUAUCUGAGAAGCAGGUCUCCCCUGACAACCCUGACAAGCAAAUCCGAGCUGCCCUUCUGAGAAGCCGCUUUGCCGAUACGAUUCUUAAGGCUCGUGAAAAGGCCCUUGAUCAGACUACAAAAAAGGAUCCUGAGAAGCUUCGACGCGAAAGGGAGGAACUUGAGAGGGUACAAAGAGAAGAGAGAGCUCGAUUGCAAGCUGAGGCUAAAGCCGCAGAGGAUGUUCGCAAGAGGGCUGAAGCAGCAGCUGCUGCUGAGGCUGCUGCAGAAGCUAAACGACAAAGAGAACUUGAGAGAGAAGCAGCUCGCAAAGCUUUGCAAGAGAUGGAGAAAACUGUUGACAUCAAUGAAGGGAGCCAUUUUUUGAAAGAUCUUGAAAUGCUUGGAAGUGUCACAGGUGAACAGAUACCCAACUUGGUUGGUGAAACAAGUCCUGGGUUUGAAAUGGGAAGCAACACCCUAGAAAAGCUCGGGUUGUACAUGAAAAAUGAUGAAGAUGAUGAGGAUGCUGAUUUCACAGAUGAACCAGUGGUUGAUGUUGAAGAGGGAGAAAUAGAUUAACUGUGUUUCUGGACCAUUUUUGAUACGUUACAGGAGACCUGUUGGCAUGACUGAUCUGAUAGCUUUUCUUUGGUAUACAAAGUGACCUGACGAAAGAUCGUGUCGCAUCGAACCUGAAGGUCUGGUAUUCGUUUUUGUAACUGCCCAAGUUUUGGAGCCAAGUUGGCACAUGAUGUAGCGAGCCCAAACGUGUUGGAGGUUCGUCGUGCUGCAUGCGAGGAGUGCAUGGAGUGUGCCUAUCGUUUGGAUUGAGAAUCUCUGGACUUUCCAUAUCCAUAAAAUGGAAUGGCGAGUUUAUUGCAUAUAUGAUGAGGCCAUAAAAGGGGAUGAGAAGGAGAGAGGGUUGAGGGGAUGGUGAUGGUUCUUGGCUCUUGAGCAGGUGCGAGCCGUUUUUGAGGGGUAGUUUUAGAGCCAUUUCCGUGUUGUGAAUGUAAUAUCGGAAACUGUACAAAAGUUAGCCUGAUAGAUGGAAAACAUUGCCUUUAAUUUAUGCAGUGCCUGUUCUUCACCGAUCAGUUCACUUUUUCCGGAGUACUAGUUUUCAUGAGAUGCUGUUCUUUCA